Molecule: messenger RNA, 1701 nt
Organism: Scheffersomyces stipitis CBS 6054
Lineage: Eukaryota; Fungi; Ascomycota; Pichiomycetes; Serinales; Debaryomycetaceae
Exons: 1
Coding region: 1-1701 (566 amino acids)
Source: RefSeq, a predicted model, not a curated record
AUGAAUUUGUUGUCUUAUAUCAACAUUGUCGCAAUUUCCAUAUUGUUGACUACGGCGACAGCAAUUGACCAACUUGGUCUAGCAUCCAAUGCUCCCACCAUUGCCCACUUCAAGAAUUCAGGGGCUGUAUGUCAAUUGGUAACGCUGAAACCAUCUAGACCUGGCACGAUAUCUUUGCUGAUUGGUUCAGUCACCUCAGACAAAUCUAAAGAUGAAAUCUAUAAGGUUCCUGUCUUAAUCUUCAAAUUUAGUGAUUUAAGAAAUUUCACUAAUCUCGGACCUGCUGAAGCGUACAAUGAGCUCUACAGUCAAGGCAAAGAUGGCAAAAUUGAAGUUUACAACAAUUUGGUCAACUUCAAGGACCUGAGGUUCGAUUUAAAUUUAUAUAAGGACUACGAGUCGAUUGAUGAAGCAGAAAUCUACAACGGCUAUGUGACUACAGACAAAACUGAUAAAGACCACUAUCUGAUUUUUUUCACCCCACAGAGAUCUGGUUUCUACUGUGUCUAUGUAGCACCACAGGUUGAUUUGGAAAUCUCUGAUUUGGAUAUUCCAAUCGUCUUCAAGAGCUCUACGGGCUACUUGAACCCUAUUCAGUAUCUUGUUUACUCUCUGGAAAAGAUACUGGCGGUGUUGGGUAUUUUCCUUUUUGGCUAUCUUUUGAACUAUAUAUUGAAAUUCAAAAUUGGCCAAGAUUUCAAGAACAUGAAUUCGAUCUCGUUGAUUUCAAGAGGGAUUAUUUUCUACCUAUUGUUGCCUUAUAUAUUCUUAGUCAUCUGUUCAGUGUUUGUGUACUUUCUUCAGAACAACUGGUAUACCUCAGCGCUGGCAGUUCUGGUCCAUUUGUCGAGCAUUUUAUUUGCUUUAUCUUUCCUCUUUGAAGUCGUCUUCAGGUACUUUAUCUUAUUGUUUUCUAUGGGUUACGGUGUUAUCUAUUACCACAAGGGCAACUCGAGAAAUUACAGAGUGAUUCCAGCCCGUCUGUUGAAUAGAGCCAAGUGGUUGUUAAUCAUCAAUUCUGUGGCUGGGUUGAUUUUUGCUAUAUUGUCGGACUCGUGGGGUGAUGUGAAUUCCAGCCCCUUGAAACAGUACAGUGGUCUGUCAGUGUCGAAUUUGCCUACAAACAGUAGUUUUAUCAGGUACUUGACCUUGGUUGUAAGUACUAUUGUUGGCUUUGCACCAUUGGUAUGGUUUUCUUUGUCAAUAUAUUACUACUUUCAGACGAAGAAGGUGAUCGCAAAAUUUACUCCUGUUGAAGAACAAGGAGGAUUUAGCAACGAUCAGAUUACCAGUGCAUUCAGAAAGUCCAUCUUGGUUAUCUUUGUUUUGCCUGUAUUUGUUUUCUUGCUUGUGGGUCUGCUCUAUGUCUGGAGAGUCGUGAAGAUGGUCAAGGGUCACCCUAUUGGCGAUUUCCCAGAAGAAAGAGUGCCUGCAGAGGUGCUUGCCUAUACAAUUCUCCUUACCGAGCAGCUAUUGUUAGACAAGAGGUCGUGGUUGGGACUUAUCUGGACCGGUAUUCUUUAUCUCUAUUUCCAGAUUGUUCUCGUCUACUUCAUCUGGAUCAAAGGCAAUAACGGUAUUAUUGUAGAUUCUGAGGGACAGGAUCCUAUUGCGUAUGCUGAUGUUUCGCAGUACGAAAUAAGCGAGGAUGAAAACGAAGAAGAAACUCCAUUGAGUAAUGGAGUCACACCAAGCAGUUAG